AUGGCAAUCCGUGAGCUCACAUCAGAGCAGGCUGAGGGCUCCGAGUCUUCGCUGACAAUGCCUCCUUCCGGCCUGCCCUCUGCCAACCCGACAUCCUCCUACUGGCUGAGCGAGCCCUCGCCGAUCUUGCUGGGACAUCGCACGACGGAGGAGCUACCAGUCGAGACAGAUGUCGUUGUUGUCGGUAGUGGCAUCACGGGAGUGUUCGCGACGUUGUUCUUGUUGGAGAAAAACAGGUUGGGUGGGACCAUCAAAGGGGAAAGCUUGGAGAAGGUGGUCCUGCUUGAGGCAAGGGAGGUUUGCUCUGGGGCCACUGGAAGGAAUGGAGGUCAUUGCCAGCCUCUGGUCUACGGAUCUGCUCCGGCCGUGGCGGCAUUUGAGUUGGAGGUGUUCAAGUUCAUGGAGAGUUUGGUUAAGGAGGAGAAUAUCCCUUGUGACUGGGUGAGCCUCACGGGCGUCCAUGCCUUCUAUUCCGAGAACAUGUUCGAGCUCGCUGCUGCGAGCGUUGAUCAACUCCAGCAAACUCACCCGGAGUUGGCUGCCCAAAUGGAGGUCGUCAGGCCCUCUUCAUCUUCAAAUCAAGGAGACACCCUUGCUUCACUCCGCGUGCCUACUGCCAAGGGUGCCAUUGUCCAGAAAAAGGCAGCUUCUCUAUGGCCAUAUAAGCUCGUUACCCAAAUUGUCGAGCGUCUGCUAGCCAAGUAUCCACCACCAACCUUUAACCUUCAGACCAACACUCCUGUCACCCAGCUCACCCGUCAUGAGUCGGGAAACCGUUGGGUUGCGAUUACUCCGAGGGGAUCCAUCACCGCACGGCAUGUUCUUCUUGCUACCAAUGGUUAUACUUCCCACCUGCUGCCUGCUUUCGCGGAUUUAAUCGUUCCUGUGAGAGGACAAGUCGGCGCGUUGCUACCCCCGAGACCGAAGGUUGAUGCUGGAGAAGGGAGCCCAGCCAAGCUGAACCACUCGUAUGUAUUCGCUGCUGACCCGGAGAUCGAGACUGGUGCAACUGCGCCGAGAGAUGACUACCUUGUCCAACGCCCAAUGCCGACGGGGGAGCUGAUCUACGGUGGAGGAAGAAGAUUCGCGCGAAGCUUGGGGGUCGGCGAAUGGAGGGACGAUGAGCUGGAGCCUCAGGUGGCAGAGUAUCUGCGGAAGAGCUUGGCGCCAGUACUGGAUUUGACCCCCUCCUCUGCCAAUAGUGAUGAAAAAACACCCACGAGGGAGCUGAAUGCUUCCUUUGAGUGGACUGGAGUGAUGGGCUACAGCCGAGACCAGCAUGCGUGGGUUGGGCCCGUUCCAGAGAGCAUGGGCGGUGGUGAAGGGCUUUGGAUCUGUGCUGGGUAUACCGGACACGGCAUGCCAGCAGCGGCACUGUCUGCCCGAGAAGUCGUCAGACAGAUUUUGACAACUAAUGGUGCCGAAAUUGAGGGUGAUGCGAAGGAUGGGGUGAAGUUGCCUCGGGAGUUUAUGGUCAGCGAGAAGAGGAUCAUAGAGGCGAGGACGCUGCCGCCACUUGCGCAAGGAUGGGAGGCGACGAACUUUGCGACGUUAAUCACUAGCACGGGACUGUUGGAUCAGAGGAAGGCAAGCUAA
Messenger RNA from Thermochaetoides thermophila DSM 1495, 1596 nucleotides. RefSeq lists its product as uncharacterized. Gene Ontology annotation, molecular function: oxidoreductase activity. Gene Ontology annotation, cellular component: cytoplasm. NCBI's taxonomy places the organism in Eukaryota, Fungi, Ascomycota, Sordariomycetes, Sordariales, Chaetomiaceae. Bases 1 to 1596 code for a protein of 531 amino acids. The transcript is spliced from 3 exons. The record is from RefSeq and is a predicted model, not a curated record.